AUGCAAGGGACACCGGAAGUGACGUGUAGUACAUCCGGCGAAUGGCAGACGCUUCCCUCAUGUGAAUCUGUCACGUGUGGUGCUGCUCCUGAUGUGACGAAUGCUGAUUCCAACAUCAUCACCAAGACAGGUGCGACGGCGUACGGGGCAAUCGUGGAAUACAUGUGCAAGGCCGGCUAUGAGAUUAAAGGAUCCUCGCGCAGACUCUGCAACGCUACCAACGUGUGGAGCAAUACCGCCCCAACCUGUGAAAGGAUCAAAUGUCCACUCCCUGAAAUUUCAAUGGGCUCCCUGAGCGUGGAGAAGCCAGCUGAUUUCGAGGACAAGGUAAAUCUGGCGUGUGAGCCUGGCUAUUGGGCCUCCACAACAAACAAAACAGUCGCCGUCCUCACGUGUAAAGCGGAUGGCAGAUUUGAGGAAGUCUCCUGCGUGGAUGAAGACGAGUGUGUCACCAAGUCCCCUUGCUUGUCUACACAGACCUGUGUGAACAAUGUCGGCUCCCACAAGUGUGUGUGCAGACAGGGCUACAGACCAGGGACUGUCGUGCAGUGUGAAGAUAUCAACGAGUGCGGUGACGGUAGCGGCGGCUGCCAACACAGCUGCAAGAACUCCGCGGGAUCCUACACCUGCACCUGCAAGGACGGAUACAAACUGUUUGAAAAUGGAACCAACUCGAAGUACAUCGUGGAAGGGGAGACUGGUCUCAGGAGACUUGACGUUUACCAUGUGAACCACUCGUGUGUCCGGAACACGUGUCCUCGUCCUAGUGAUGUCACCAAUGGCGUCCUACACAGUGAGAAGCAGACCUUCUUCUACCAGGAUGAGAUUAUGUACAGCUGCCAGCUGGGAUUCUCCUUGAGCGGAGAUGAGACGAGGACAUGUCAGGCACCUGGAACCUGGUCUGGAUCUGAUCCUACUUGCACAGCUGUUUCCUGCUCAGCACAGACACGACAAGGGACGGAUGUCCAGAAGGAGAGGGCGGUUCGCAUUGUCCCGACAACUCCUGUUCCGUUCAAGGGCAAGGUGGUUAUAGGGUGCAGGAAGGAGGAUAACUCCACCUUCAACAAGACCCUCUACUGUGCCUAUGACAGCAAGACGAAGACAUAUACCUUACAAGGCGACUCCCCCAUCUGUCCAGUUGUUGACUGUGGACCUGUGGAGGACAUCGCUGGCCUUAACAAUCCUGACCUCGAGACGACAGGAUCAACGUUUGGGACGUACUUUGAGUUCAGCUGCAGUACAGGGGCGACACUAUCUGGGGUAUCGACUGAAAACUCCACCACUGUGAGAUGCCGAGAAAAUGGUCGAUGGGGAUUUGGUAACCUCACCUGCAAAGCUACGAAGUGCCCGGAUCCAGGUACGCCCGGGGGAUCGGAGCAGAUAUUUGACAGCUACGAGCAGGGGAAGGUUGUGGCUUACAGGUGUACAAGACCUGGAUUCACACCUGUUCCCGAUGACAGCCGCACCUGCGUCUACUCAGACACCGCUAAGUCAGCAUCGUGGACGGGAAGUGUUCCUGUGUGUGAAGAUACAAUGCCCCCGGUGUUUGCCAACUGUGACGGUGACAGGAACAUUACCAUCUACAAGAUGCAGGUACCAAACAUCACCAUCCCCUCCGUUCAAGACAACUCUGGCUUUCUUAGCAUGAAAGGUUUUAUCCUUCCGCGUGGCUUCAAUCCAGCGGACCCAGUGUUGAGGAACACAGAAGUAACUUAUGAAGCCACGGAUGGUGCUGGUCGAAGUUCCCAGUGCAAGUUCCAUAUCAAUGUCAGAGAAAUGAGCUCCAUCACCCUGGACUGUCCUCAUAUAACAUACAAUGUGACAUCAACGACACCCACCACAUACAACAUCGCCGACCAGAUCACCCACAGCAGCGGAGCACUGACCUCUUCCCCCACAACCAUCGUCAAUUUGACCAAUGUGGGCACGUUCAAUGACUACAGAGUCACGCUGCGCAACGACCAGGGAUUUGAAAAGACUUGCACCUUCCAAGUUCUGAUCAAAGCUGGAAAGUGUUUCCACGAGCUGACCAACAGUCUACAGAACGCUGACGUUAAUCGCUCCAGCAACAACGACAACAGCAUCCUCUCCUCUGUCGUCACCUGCAAAAAUGGUUAUGCCCUUGCCGACGGCUCCACAAGUCGUACAUACAACUGUUCGGGAGAGAAUUUCUGGUCACCAUCUUUACCUCUCGAGGACUGUUUACCCUCCUCCAUCACCGAGUACACGUACAAGGUCAGCCUACACCUGAAGUCCAGGGACCUGGUGAACGCGGCCAGUGCAUGCCGCAGUGACUUAGCAAAACUUUACAACGAUGUGAUAUCCCCCAAUGCAUCCGGCAUCAACAAUCUGUGUCCGAUUCAGGGACAGCUGAACGCCAGAUACCGCUUCAGUGUCGCCGAGGCCAUCUUUGUUGGUGUUCCCGCUCUCUUUGAUCAUAAGGUGGAACUUACGCUUAAACUGGAAAAUUACGAUGGACAGAACACGGGUCCUGAACUUUGCGCCGGCAAUAUCAACCUACAGAAGACAGUGUUGUUUGGGCUGGAACCCGGAGACUGUGCCUUCACUGUGCAGGACAGUUCCACAGGUGUUAAUCUCACACGGUCCGGACAAUCCUGCAGUGUCGGGUACCAGCUGAGAGACGUCGGAGGAAGCAAGAAGUGUCUACCGUGUCCCCACGGAUACUCGUCGUCCCCCAGUGGAGAUUGUGUUGAGUGCCCUGACGGUCAGUAUCAGGACCAGCCCGGACAACCCUCCUGUAAGAGCUGUGGCAGCGACAUGUACUCACUGACCCCACGGACCAGCAGAGCAAGAUGUGUCAAUAAGUGUCGUCCUGGGUUCUAUUCUACAACAGGGCAGCAGCCAUGUGUUGAGUGCCAAGAAGAUACGUACUGGGUGAACGCCACUCAUUGCCUACCAUGUCCAGAUGGAGGCUCCACCUUGUAUGUAGAGGGCACCACCAGCAUAUCCGCGUGCAGAGCACCGUGUCCCAGUGGUCAGUACUCCGUGACUGGCUACGCUCCCUGUACACCGUGUCCUCGCCAUUUUUACCAAGACUCCAGAGCACAGACACAGUGUAAGGAGUGCGACACAGACCAGAUCACAGAACAGACAGGCUCAAAGACACUUAGUGACUGUAAACCCGGAAAAAUGAGCUUCAUGACCCUGGACUGUCCUCAUAUAACAUACAAUGUGACAUCAACGACACCCACCACUUACAACAUCGCCGACCAGAUCACCCACAGCAGCGGAGCACUGACCUCUUCCCCAACAACCAUCGUCAAUUUGUCUAAUGUGGGCACGUUCAAUGACUACAGAGUCACGCUGCGCAACGACCAGGGAUUUGAAAAGACUUCUGGAAAAUGUUUCCACGAGCUGACCAACAGUCUACAGAAAGCUGACGUUAAUCGCUCCAGCAACAACGGCUACAGCAUCCUCUCCUCUGUCGUCACCUGCAAAAAUGGUUAUGCCCUUGCCGACGGCUCCACAAGUCGUACAUACAACUGUUCGGGAGAGAAUCUCUGCCUACCACAUCCUGUGUACAUGUACAUAUGUAUAUUUCAACUGUUUGUACACUUUGGUACCACAGCCUCCUCCCCCAUCACCGAGUACACGUACAAGGUCAGCCUAGAUCUGAAGUCCAGGGACCUGGUGAACGCGGACAGUGCAUGCCGCAGCGACUUAACAAACCUUUACAACGAUGUGAUAUCCCCCACAACAUCCGGCAUCAACAAUCUGUGUCCGAUUCAGGGACAGCUGAACGCCAGAUACCGCUUCAGUGUCGCCGAGGCCAUCUUUGUUGGUGUUCCCGCUCUCUUUGAUCAUAAGGUGGAACUGACGCUUAAAGUGGAAAAUUACGAUGGACAGAACACCGGUCUUGAACUUUGCGCCGGCAAUAUCAACCUACAGAAGACAGUGUUGUUUGGGCUGGUAGCCGGAGAAUGUAGCUUCACUGUGCAGGACAGUUCCCCAGGCGUUAAUCUCACACGGUUCGGACAACCCUGUAGUGUCGGGUACCAGCUGAGAGACGUCGGAGGAAGCAAGAAGUGUCUACCUUGUCCCCACGGAUACUCGUCGUCCCCCAGUGGAGGUUGUGUUGAGUGCCCUGACGGUCAGUAUCAGGACCAGCCCGGACAACUCUCCUGUAAGAGCUGUGGCAGCAAUAUGUACUCACUGACCCCACGGACCAGCAGAGCAAGAUGUGUCAGUAAGUGUCGUCCUGGGUUCUAUUCUGAAACAGGGCAGCAGCCAUGUGAUGGGUGCAACGAAGAUACGUACUGGGUGAACGCCACUCAUUGCCUACCAUGUCCAGAUGGAGGCUCCACCCUGUAUGUAGAGGGCACCACCAGCAUAUCAGCGUGUAGAGCACCGUGUCCCAGUGGUCAGUACUCCGUGACUGGCUACGCUCCCUGUACACCGUGUCCUCGCCAUUUUUACCAAGACUCCAGAGCACAGACACAGUGUAAGGAGUGCGACUUAAACCAGACCACAGAACAGACAGGCUCAAAGACUCUUAGUGACUGUAAACCCGGAAAAAUGAGCUUCAUGACCCUGGACUGUCCUCAUAUAACAUACAAUGUGACAUCAACGACACCCACCACUUACAACAUCGCCGACCAGAUCACCCACAGCAGCGGAGCACUGACCUCUUCCCCAACAACCAUCGUCAAUUUGUCUAAUGUGGGCACGUUCAAUGACUACAGAGUCACGCUGCGCAACGACCAGGGAUUUGAAAAGACUUGUGCCUUCCAAGUUCUGAUCAAAGCUGGAAAAUGUUUCCACGAGCUGACCAACAGUCUACAGAAAGCUGACGUUAAUCGCUCCAGCAACAACGGCUACAGCAUCCUCUCCUCUGUCGUCACCUGCAAAAAUGGUUAUGCCCUUGCCGACGGCUCCACAAGUCGUACAUACAACUGUUCGGGAGAGAAUCUCUGGUCACCAUCUUUACCUCUCGAGGACUGUUUACCCUCCUCCCAUCACCGAGUACACGUACAAGGUCAGCCCUGA
Molecule: messenger RNA, 5007 nt
Organism: Haliotis rubra (blacklip abalone)
Lineage: Eukaryota; Metazoa; Mollusca; Gastropoda; Lepetellida; Haliotidae
Product: sushi, von Willebrand factor type A, EGF and pentraxin domain-containing protein 1-like
Exons: 27
Coding region: 1-5007 (1668 amino acids)
Biological process (GO): signal transduction
Cellular component (GO): cell surface
Molecular function (GO): calcium ion binding
Source: RefSeq, a predicted model, not a curated record